Ixodes scapularis (black-legged tick) is the source of this 625-nucleotide messenger RNA. RefSeq lists its product as uncharacterized. Lineage: Eukaryota; Metazoa; Arthropoda; Arachnida; Ixodida; Ixodidae. The annotation marks the transcript as partial. The transcript has a single exon. The record is from RefSeq and is a predicted model, not a curated record.
CUGGGAGUAACAUUAGAUUCUCAUCUUCAUUGGCAACAGCACAUUAUAAAUACAUGCAAAAAGUUAACGUACGCUUGUUAUGUCUUACUGAAGGCGAGACAAUGCUUUGACACUCCCACGAUGAAACUUAUAUAUUUUGCUAUAUUUCAUAGUCAUUUAACAUAUUGUAUUGAGGCCUGGGGCGUAACUUAUGACACUUACCUUUUGCCAUUGAUUAAAUUACAGAAGAGAGCCCUCAGAAUCUUGACAUACUCCCACUAUUCCCAACCGUCUCAUAUCAUAUUUCAUCAACUUCACAUUUUCACAUUUCUGGAAAUUAAACAAUAUAAGAUUGCUUGCUUAAUAAAUAAUAUUUUUAAAUCAAACAAUCCACUGCCAGCGAACAUCUUAAUUAAGGGUAACCGAUUAACAAGGGCGAACACAUCUGGUCACUUUAACAUACCACGGUCUCAUAACGUAUACGGCGAGCGACUGAUGCAAUCAUGCGGAACUAAAAUCUGGAACACUUUACCAUCUUCAGUCACCCAGUCAGGCAACUUUAACAGCGCUUUGAAAUACUAUAUUUUUUUAAAUAGAACAUGUCUCCCACCAUCCUGAAACUCAAUCGCAUAUUCUGUUAUUGAAU